This is a messenger RNA of Cylicostephanus goldi, 855 nucleotides long. The record is from the annotation of a GenBank genome assembly. Lineage: Eukaryota; Metazoa; Nematoda; Chromadorea; Rhabditida; Strongylidae.
UUCAGAGACGUGAAAUUCUUGCCUGAUUGUAUUGGAUCCGAGGUUGAGGCUGCUUGUGCUGAUCCAGCCCCAGGAUCCGUAAUCCUUCUGGAGAACUUGCGAUUUUACCCGGAGGAGGAGGGCAAAGGUGUCAAUGAAAAGGGUGAAAAGGUCAAAGCUGCCCCUGAUGCUGUUGAAAAAUUCCGAGCCUCACUGACCAAACUUGGUGACAUUUACGUCAAUGAUGCGUUUGGAACUGCCCAUAGAGCCCACAGCUCUAUGGUGGGUGUUAAACUUGAUACUCGUGCUUGUGGUUUUCUGAUGAAAAAUGAGCUUGUUUACUUCGGAAAGGCCCUUAGUGAUCCAGAAAGGCCUUUCCUAGCAAUUCUUGGAGGUGCUAAAGUUGCUGACAAAAUCCAGCUCAUCAAGAACAUGCUGGACAAGGUCAACGAAAUGAUCAUUGGAGGAGGAAUGGCAUUUACUUUCCUCAAGGUCGAUAAGAACGUCGAAAUUGGAAAUUCACUUUAUGAUGAAGAGGGAGCCAAGAUUGUCAAGGAACUGUUGAGCAAAGCACAGGAAAAGAAUGUGAAAAUCCACCUGCCUGUUGAUUUCGUAGUUGGUGACAAAUUCGCAGAAGAUGCCACUGACAAAACCACCACUCUUGAAGAAGGAGUGCCUGCUGGACACAUGGGCUUGGAUGUUGGACCAAAGUCACAACAACUAUUUGCUGAAGCUAUUGGCAGAGCUAAAACCAUUGUCUGGAACGGACCACCGGGAGUUUUCGAGUUCGAAAAAUUCUCUCACGGAACAAAAGCCAUGAUGGAUGCUGUUGUGAAAGCGACGGAAGGUGGAGCUACCACAAUCAUUGGUACGUGA